AACUCUCCUGUUUACAAACAACUACAUUUUUCCUUUCAUUUUGAAGAUUCUGUAGUUGAAUUUUUAUUUUGCAAUACUUACAGGAACCUACUCAAGUAUUUGAAUGUCAUUGCAGGAGAGCAUGACUUAAGAAUCAGGGAGAAUGGAGAGCAGACACUCCCUGUUAAAUAUAUCAUUAAACAUCCAAACUUUGACCCACGAAGGCCGAUGAACUAUGACAUAGCCCUUCUUAAGCUGGAUGGAACCUUCAGCUUCAGUUCAUCAGUUUUGCCAGCAUGUCUUCCUGAUCCAGGUGAAAAAUGUGAAGCAGGAUAUAUCUGCACUACUUGUGGCUGGGGCCGUUUAAGAGAGAAUGGAGUGCUCCCUCAGGUUUUAUAUGAAGUCAAUCUACCAAUUCUAAAUAGUAUGGAAUGUUCAAGAGCAUUGUCAACUUUAAAGAAGCCCAUCCAAUGUGACACUGGACUGUGUGCUGGAUUUCCAGAUGGAGGAAAAGAUGCCUGUCAGGGAGAUUCUGGCGAUCCUCUCUUGUGCCAACGUAAGCAUGGUGCCUGGAUUCUCGCUGGUGUGAUUUCCUGGGGGAUGGGAUGUGCUCGUGGCUGGAGAGGUAAUGAGAAGAAGAAACAUUACAAAAGAGGGUCUCCUGGAAUAUUCACAGACCUCACUGCAGUGCUUUACUGGAUUCAAGAAAACAUGAGUGCUGAUCUGAAAAUGAAAAGUUCUACACCAUUUUGUAGUGUUCAGGAUGGCAAACUCCCAGACAGUGAAGGAGAAUUAAAUUUUCCGGGAAGUUCUAAACAGUUCUAUCAAAACCAUCAAUUGUGUGUAUGGACUCUGUUUGUAUCAGAAGGAAAUUAUAUAUUGCUUCAUUUUUCCCACUUCGAUAUAGAGCUGGAAACAUUUUGUGACUAUGAUUCUUUAUCAGUCUACUCAAAAGAACAGACUUUGAUUAUUCUCUGAAAUUUUGUUUCAGGGAAAUUCUGUGGAGGAGAUCUUCCAUUACCUAUUUUGAUUGGGUCCGAUAAUAUAAGGCUGAAAUUUGUUUCUGACAACAAGGAUCAUGGAACUGGUUUUUCUAUGACUUACAAAACUCUUACACCAGGUGUUCUUCCUGAUUCUGGCUGUGAGUCCUUAGCUGUCCUUUUUGAAGGAGUGUUGCAAAGUACGCACUAUCCAGAGCAUUACAGCAAUCUGGCAGACUGUCGAUGGAUUAUUUGUGCGCCAGAGGACCAUGUAAUAAAGCUUACAUACCAGUCUUUUGAAGUAGAAGAGAGUGAAGAUUGCUCUUAUGAUGCUGUUACUGUGUAUGAAGAUGUGGAAAAAGAGGAGGAAACUGCUAGAUCAUGUGGGUUUGUCCUACCAGUGCCUGUUCUAAGCUCUUCUUCCAUGAUGCUGGUUGUCUUUCAUUCUGAUGAAAUGGAGAACUUUGAAGGAUUCAGAGCUACAAUCACUUUUGUGCAUGUUACAGAUUUAGAUACUUUGGAUUCUGCUAGUGUAGAAGUAUUUGAAAAUACGAAUAUGACUGAGGAAGAAAUGCAGGUUACAACAGAUGAUGUUUGUGGAAUGCUUUCAAAUCAGCCGAGGUUCAUCUUCAGUAGGAUAAUUGGAGGUGAAGAGGCUGUACCACACUCAUGGCCUUGGCAGGUCAGCAUACAAAUUUCAGAUCAACAUAUCUGUGGAGGAGCACUUCUUGCCAAAGAAUGGGUUGUCACAGCUGCUCACUGCUUUAAUUCUAAGGAACUAUACAGAAACUUAUGGAUGGUGGUCACAGGAAUUCAUGAUCUUACAGAGCAAGAAUACAGACAGAAAAGAUCAUUAAAGCAAUAUAUUAUACAUCCAAGCUUUAACAAGACCACUAUGGACUCUGACAUUGCUUUACUGCAACUGGCUGAGCCCUUAGAAUUCAACCACUAUGUGCAUCCUGUGUGUCUCCCUGCGAAGGAAGAAGUGGUUCAGCCCUCCAGUGUAUGUAUUGUCACAGGCUGGGGAGCACAGGAAGAAGAUAGGGAAAAGAACAAAAAAUUGCGUCAGCUGGAAGUUCCCAUCUUGAUGCUUGAAGCAUGUCAGACCUAUUACAUAAAUCUUCCAAGUAGAGUGACUCAGAGGAUGAUCUGUGCUGGGUUCCCUCUGGAAGAAGGCAAGGGUUCAUGCACAGGUGAUUCUGGUGGCCCAUUAGUUUGUCCUUCAAAAGAUGGCUCAGGAUUUUACACCCUUAAUGGAAUCACUAGCUGGGGCUUGGGCUGUGGAAGAAAGAGCUACCCAAGAGUAUACACAAAUGUUGGUGUUUUUGUGGACUGGAUCAAGCAGAGCAUUAACAGUAGCGUGCUUUUCUAUGAAAAUCACUCUGUGAGAUUUGGUUUCCCUUGCAUCAACCAUGGUCCCACUUGGCAAAACAUUUUGUGUCCAAAUGUAAAGCCUUCAGUACAGGAGAGAUGUGGACCUCAUGGAGCAUGUCCAGGGGAGGGCCACAAGAAUGAAAAUACUACAUGGCUAUUGAAAACUCCAAGGAUCUUUUACCUAUAAAAGAAGCAUGAACUGUUUUGUGAUGCAAAUAAAAUGUGAUACAAGAAAUUAAAAACAA
Messenger RNA from Meleagris gallopavo (turkey), 2578 nucleotides. RefSeq names its product ovochymase 2 (gene OVCH2). Gene Ontology annotation, biological process: proteolysis. Gene Ontology annotation, molecular function: serine-type endopeptidase activity. NCBI's taxonomy places the organism in Eukaryota, Metazoa, Chordata, Aves, Galliformes, Phasianidae. The record is from RefSeq and is a predicted model, not a curated record.